GCUUCAAUCCUAAGGAAACGUUUAUUAGAUGUCCAUAAGAUAACCUUUAGCCAUUGUAUCUAUAUGUUCAGAAUGCUUAAUUUGCAUAAAUUGAAGAACUUACGCCAAUUGACAUUGCAGCACGAAAUCAGUUUUCCUUGCGAAAAACUAAUCGAGAUGAUUGCGAAUUUCAAAGAGCUGGAGCAAUUGGAUCUCAUCAAUUGUGGAAGGAUGUUGAAUGAGGCAGCGCUGUGGCAAACUGUUGACUGCUGCCCAUCGCUAAGGAUCCUGAAUAUAUAUAACAUGCAUUUGAAAGAGGAUUUUUUCGAUGGUAAUCGAUGUGUCAUGGAGAAGACAUUGAGCAAUCGCUCUCAUGAUUUAACAUUGAAUUGCCACACAACACGUGAAAUUGAGAAGCUGAUCCGCCAGCUCUUCAAGCAUCCUCGAUUGAAGCUCUCUUUUGUGCCUUUACCGCAUGACAUCGAUGGUACCAGGAUAAAAGUGCAUUUUGAGCCUUUGCUGCCAUCAUAAGAGUCAAAUAUAUAUGUGACAACUUUUUAAGACUUUUGUUUCGACUGUUGAAACAUUUGUGAUAAGAUGUGCAAUUUUGUAAAUCGCAUAAUAAAU
Messenger RNA from Drosophila albomicans, 606 nucleotides. RefSeq lists its product as uncharacterized. The record is from RefSeq and is a predicted model, not a curated record. NCBI's taxonomy places the organism in Eukaryota, Metazoa, Arthropoda, Insecta, Diptera, Drosophilidae. The transcript has 2 exons. The coding region runs from base 64 to 510 and encodes 148 amino acids.